Molecule: messenger RNA, 396 nt
Organism: Acaulospora morrowiae
Lineage: Eukaryota; Fungi; Glomeromycota; Glomeromycetes; Diversisporales; Acaulosporaceae
Source: the annotation of a GenBank genome assembly
GGGAUCGCCUACCAAAUGAACCAAACCCAACUUUUAGUACUAACCACAAUAAUAAGAAGCCACAAAAAUGCAUCGCAAGAUAUUGGUCAACAGUGUUUGAUCUAAACGCGUGGAGUAGUUGCUUGUAUCUUCUCCUGAUUUCACCCGUGAUCUCGAGCUUUGCAUUCUUUUGGGUAUUCUUUACAUUUAUUGGCGUUGUAAUUUCCUUAAUAUUUCCGCCUGUGGGAUUCUUCUUGGGCAUUGUAACAGUAUGGUCAUGGCGCGCACUUGGUCGUCUCGAAAUACUUACCGUACAACUAUGCACCAUUGCUACGCAUAAAUCUCCGUACUUAACUAAAAGUCGAUUUCAUCACAUAAUUCAUCUGCCGAGUUCUGGUGGACUACUUACUUAUGGAG